Molecule: messenger RNA, 5475 nt
Organism: Onychomys torridus (southern grasshopper mouse)
Lineage: Eukaryota; Metazoa; Chordata; Mammalia; Rodentia; Cricetidae
Product: baculoviral IAP repeat-containing protein 1b-like
Exons: 14
Coding region: 188-4396 (1402 amino acids)
Biological process (GO): detection of bacterium; pyroptotic inflammatory response; inflammatory response
Cellular component (GO): IPAF inflammasome complex
Molecular function (GO): ATP binding; ATP hydrolysis activity; cysteine-type endopeptidase inhibitor activity involved in apoptotic process
Source: RefSeq, a predicted model, not a curated record
CAAAGGUCAACUUACAAGAGUUGCUUGUCUCCUACCUGCCAUGUGGGUCCUGGCGAACAAACUGAAGUCGUCAAGAUUGUGGCAAGCCCCUUUACCCACCGACUUGUCUGUCUGGCCCUGAGACACAACCCUUUAUAAUAAAAACAACACAGACACCAAUCAUCUGCUCUCCUGUCUCUACUAGAAAAUGGCAGCCGAGGGAGAAGCCUUUGAGGAGAGGAUUUCCGAAUAUGAUGAUGAUUGGGCCUCUGAAUUCUCUGCUCUUCUCGGUGUGGAUGCGUUUCAGGUCAUAAAGAGACGAGAUGAAGAAAAUCAUAAGGAACGAAUGAAAAUGAAGAAAGGUUUUAACUCCCACAUGCGCAGUGAGGCCAAGCGAUUAAAGACCUUCGAGACCUAUGACACGUUCAGAUCGUGGACGCCACAGGACAUGGCAGCCGCUGGGUUUUACCACACCGGGGUGAAACUUGGGGUUCAGUGCUUCUGCUGUAGCUUAAUCCUCUUUUGUACCAGACUCAGGAAUCUUCCCAUAGAAAGCCACAAGAAGUUCCGUCCAGGGUGCGAGUUCCUUUUGGGCAAAGACGUCGGUAACAUCGGCAAGUAUGACAUAAGGGUGAAGAGUCCCGAGAAGCUGAGAGGUGGCAAAGCAAGGUACCAAGAAGAGGAGGCCAGGCUGGAGUCCUUUGAGAACUGGCCUUUUUAUGCCCAUGGGACAUCGCCCCGUGCGCUCUCAGCCGCUGGCUUUGUCUUCACAGGUAAAAGGGACACUGUGCAGUGUUUCUCCUGUGGUGGAUGCUUGGGAAACUGGGAAGAAGGAGACGAUCCUUGGAAGGAGCAUGCCAAGUGGUUCCCCAAGUGUGAAUUCCUCCAAAGUAAGAAAUCCUCAGAGGAAAUUGCCCAGUAUAUUAAAAGCUACGAGGGAUUUGUCCAUGUAACGGGAGAACAUUUUGUGAAUUCCUGGGUCAGAAGAGAAUUACCUAUGGUGUCAGCUUACUGCAAUGACAGCGUCUUUGCUAAUGAAGAACUAAGGCUGGACACUUUUAAGGACUGGCCCCAUGAAUCCCCUGGGGCUGUUGAAGCUCUGGUCAGAGCAGGCCUUUUCUACACAGGCAAAAAUGACACUGUCCGGUGUUUUUCCUGUGGAGGAUGUAUGUCAAAAUGGGAGGAAGGUGACGACCCAUUAGAGGAUCAUACCAAGUUUUUUCCCAACUGUGUAUUUCUUCAAAACCUGAAGUCCUCUGCAGAAGAGAUUCCUGCCUUUCAGAGCUACUACACACUUCCAGAGGCCAUGGACACCACAGGUGAAAGCAAUCAUAAGGAUCCAGUGGCCGUUCCCUCUACGGUGGCCGACCUGGCUCAGAGUGCAGCCCAGUGGUGUCAAGAGGCAAAGAGUCUGAGUGAGCAGCUGAGAGGAGCCUACACCAAGGCCACUUUCCGCCACAUGAAUCUGCCAGAGGUGUGUUCCAGCCUCGGCACUGACCACUUGCUUGGUUGUGACCUGUCCAUGGUUUCAAAGCACAUCAGCAGGCCAGUGCAAGAGCCUGUGAUUCUUCCUGAGGUCUUCAGCAAUCUCAACUCCGUCCUGUGUGUGGAGGGGGAAACUGGCAGUGGGAAGACAACCUUCCUGAAGAAAACAGCUUUUCUCUGGGCAUCAGGAUGCUGUCCCCUGCUGAACAGGUUCCAGCUGGUCUUCUACAUCUCCCUGGGUUCCACCAGAGCAGACCAGGGGCUGGCCGACAUCAUCUCUGGCCAACACCUAGAGGCAGGAGGAUGCAUUAGUGAACUGGGCCUGAGCAGCAUCAUCCAGCAGUUAAAGCACCAGGUGCUGUUCCUGUUGGAUGACUACCAUGGGAUGGACUCACUGCCCCAAGCCAUCAAAACCCUGAUUACCAGGAACUACUUGACCCGGACCUGCUUAUUGAUCACUGUCCACACAAACAGGGCCAAGGACAUCCGCCCAUACCUAGAUACAAUUCUAGAGAUCAAAGAGUUUCCCUUCUAUAACACAAUCUCUGUAUUACGGAAGUUAUUCUCACAAGAUCUAACCCGUGUUCGAAGGUUUAUUAAUUACUUUGGAAAGAAUGAAGAUUUACAGGGAAUUCACAAAACUCCUCUCUUUAUGGCAGCAGUCUGUACUGACUGGCUUCAAAAUCCUUCCAACCAGUCCUUUCAUGAUGUGGCAGUUUUCAAGUCCUAUAUGAAAUAUCUUUCCUUAAAUCACAAGGCUACACCUGAGCCUCUCAAGGCCACUGUGUCCUCAUGUGGCCAGCUGGCCCUGAGAGGCCCUUUUUCCUCUUGCUUUGAGUUCAGUAGUGAUGACCUCACAGAAGCAGGUGUUGAUGAAGAUGAAGAUCUGACCACCUGCUUGAUGAGCAAAUUCUCUGCCCAGAGACUGAGACCUGUCUAUCGGUUCUUAAGUCCUUUGUUCCAAGAAUUUCUUGCUGCCAUGAGGCUGACUGAGCUCCUGGGUUCAGAAAGGCAGGAAGACCAAGAUUUGGGACUUGGUUAUUUGAGACAAAUUAACUCACCCUUGAAGGCUAUGAGUGCCUACAGCAAUUUUUUGAAGUACGUCUGUAACCACCCUUCAUCAAAGGCAGGGCCAAAAAUUGUAUCUCAUUUGCUGCAGUUGGUGGAUGAUAAAGAGUCUCUGGAGAACAUGUCAGAAAUUGAGGAUUAUGAGAAGCUCCAUCCAGAAACUUCUCUGAGGACAGAGUUUGUUCGGUGGUUGUGGCAGGUAUCUCCUGAAGCUUUCUCUUCAUUUGUUUCAGAACAUCUAUUGAGCAUUGCUCUAAAUUUUGCUUAUGAAAGCAACACGGUGGCUGCCUGUUCUCCAUUUAUUUUGCAAUUCCUUCAAGGGAGAACACUGGCUUUGAAAGUACUGAAUUUACAGUACUUUGGAGAUCACCCAGAAAGUCUGCUAUUAUUAAAGAGUAUUGAUGUCUCCAUAAGUGGAGAUAACAGGAUAAGGAGAAUAGAUUUUUCACUCAUGGAAAAAGAUUUUGAAAAAUUACAGCCACCAACUAUAGAUGAAGACUAUGCAUCUGCCUUUCAACCUAUGAGUGAAUGUGAGAAAAAUUUAUCUGAAAAAGAAGAGAUAAUAAAAAACUAUUUAGAUAUCCAGCACCAGGUCCCACCCAACAUCAGUGCUGGCUACUGGAAACUGUCCCCCAAACCGUACAAGAUCCCGAGGCUGGAUUUCGCAGUGGCCAACAUGGGUCCAGCAGACCAAGCACUGCUCCGGGUCCUGAUGGAAGUCUUCUCGGCAUCACAGAAUAUCGAGCUCCAUUUGAGCCACAGCAACGGCUUUCUUGAAAGCAUCCGCCCAGCUCUGGAGCUGAACAAGACCUCUGUCACCAAGUGCUCCAUGAGCAGACUGGAGCUCAGCACAGCAGAACAGGAGCUGCUUCUCGGCCUGCCUGCCCUGCAGUCUCUUGAGGUCUCAGGGACAAACCAGUUACCAGAUCAACUUUUUGCUAACUUGGACAAAUUCCCAAGCCUGAAAGAAUUGUCUAUGAGACUAGAUGGCGUUCCAGAUGUUCUUUCCAUCAUCCCAGGAGAUUUCCCAAACCUCCACCACAUGGAGAAGUUAUCCAUCCAAACUUCCACAGAGUCUGACCUCUCCAAACUGGUUAAAUUGAUUCAGAGCUCUCCAAAUCUCCAAGUUUUCUGCCUGAAAUGUGAUUUCUUUUCGAAUUGUGAGUCUCUCAUGACUGUGCUUGCUUCCUGCAAGAAACUCAGAGAGACUGAGUUUUCUGGACGAUGCUUUGAAGCCAUGUCAUUUGUCACUAUUUUGCCAAAUUUUGUGUCUUUGAAGAUAUUGAAACUUGAACACCAACAAUUUCCAGAUAAGGAAACAUCAGAAAAGUUUGCACAGGCUCUGGGUUCUCUCAGGAACCUGGAGGAACUGUUCCUUCCCACUGGGGACGGGAUUCACCAAGUGGCCAAACUGAUUGUCUGGCAGUGUCUGCAGCUUCGGUGUCUCCGAGUUCUUGCCUUUAAGGAGACUUUGGAUGACAACAGUGUGAUGGAAAUCGCCAAGGGAGCAACCAGCAGAGGUUUCCAGAAACUUGAGACCUUAGAUCUUUCAUUGAACCACAAGAUUACAGAGGAAGGGUACAGACAUUUCUUUCAAGCCCUGGACAACCUGCCAAACUUGCGAGUGCUCAACAUUUCCAGGCAUCUCCCAGAAUCCAUCCAAGUUCAGGCCACCACUGUGAAGGCUCUGAGUCAGUGUGUGUCCCGACUGCCCAGCCUCAUCAGGCUUCAUAUGCUCAGUUGGCUCCUGGAUGAAGAGGACAUGAAGGUGAUUAAUGCUGUGAAGGAGAGACACCCUCAGUCCAAAUGCUUGAUUGUUCACUGGAGGUGGGUAGUGCCCUUCUCUCCUGUCAUUCAGAAGUGAAGGAUGCAGCUGAAGAUCACUGGAGAUCUCAAAACUGAAUUUUCUAUUACAUUUCACUCCAGACAAGCAUGAUGUACCCAGUCUUAAGAGACUGAGACAGGGGAUCAAGAGGUUGAGUCUGGCUGGGUUACAUAACAAGACCUGCUGAUGAUCCAGAUCGUUUAAUAUUACAUACACAAGAAUAUUCCUAAACUGUCAGGCUGGUAACUGUUUGAAAGCCUGCACACCCACACUGAGCUAUGACAAGCAGUCCUUGGCAAUUCUUGUAUGGACUUCCUGUCCAAAGACUAGAGCCUCAUUCAAAUUCAUACCAAGAAUCCUCCAUUGCCAAGGUCAACAGGAAUGUGCGGGGAAAGGAACAUUGAUCUGUGUAAAAGUCACAACAAGGAAGGCGCAUUUGAUGGAGGUAAGGAAUGGCCAGUUUAAGGAUGAGUCCAUUCCACCCAUGAGGAAGCACGAGUCGACUUUAGCACAGGAUGCAGAUGACUCUUUGCAGGGAUGCUCUUUAGUCUUUGCAGGGCUUUUGUAUAGUCUCCAACCUUGCCAUGGCCAUGCUUGCUCACACCAUCUCCCAUCCAUUGCUGAUGGGAGGAAGAAAGGGGGCUUAGAGAAAACUGCUUUUGUUCCAGAGGCUUUUGAGAGUUACAUAUGACAGCUUUAUAAUUUUGUUGGGAAUCCAGUCCAUUUUAUGUGAUUUAAUCUUGUAAGAAUUUUUGGGUAUAUUAACUUGAUUGUGAUAAUUAUCAUUUCAUACUUGUCACUGCUCUGGAGGUGGUGGGACCUGGAGAAUGGAGUCAAUAAAUGAAGGGGACUACAAUCUCAUGCAAUAGCCAGCUUUAUUCAGAGCAUCAGACAAUUUAUACUCUGGGGGUUAAGUGAAGUCACCUAAAUAAAGUUCUCUUGUGUUCAAGCUGUAGGCAAUCACAAAAACAAUGUGGCAAAAACAUGUUUUUCUAUAGAACAGCAGUUCUCAACUUGUCCCCGAGACCAUUUAGGGGUCAAAUGACCCCUUCACAGCGCUCACCUAAGACUAUCGGAAAACAGAUAUUUACAUUAUGAGUCAUAACAGUAGCAAAGCU